Molecule: messenger RNA, 285 nt
Organism: Effrenium voratum
Lineage: Eukaryota; Dinophyceae; Suessiales; Symbiodiniaceae
Source: the annotation of a GenBank genome assembly
AUGGUGGUCGGCAAGGAGUUCUCUGCCUCCCUGGCCACCAGCACGGCGCGGGGGUUGCACUGGACCCUGGCCAUCUCCAUGCUGCGUACGUUACAGCUGCAUCAGCUCACACCCGGUUCCGGCAGCCUGGCUUCCGCGGGCAGCGCCUGCGACCGAGGCCUGCAGUGGGCGCAGACCUUGGCGUUGCUGCGCGGCGCUCGCGGCAAAGGCGUCCAGCCAAGCCUCAUGCUCUACGGAACUACGGUCAGUGUGCCGAGCUCGGCCUCGCAAAACACGAGGUUUUAA